CUGACCUGACAACAACAUUCACCAAAAUCUACCGGGGAGGGCAAUCAUUUUACAAGCUGGUGGGGAAAAAACAGUUAUCUUAGGAUCACCCGGCUUUUAAAUAUGUGUUUAUCAAAGAGUUGUUGUCGUGCGUGAUGUUUCAGGGAAUUCAGCAGCUUGUUUGAUGACAAUUGCGGUGUAAUUCUUGCUCGAAAUCAGCUUGUUUUGUUCGGUCAAAGCUGUGCUGAUCAGUGUGUUGUUGUGGGGUGAACAUACUUAAAGGACAGUCUGUACGAUCCUAGACAACUAGUAAUUCAGCUACAGACGGCCUAUUUCGAUACCCCCAGUAUCUAUAGUCUUUUACCUUAUAGGAGAUUUUGCAGACACGUAUGCUAAUCUAAGCUAGCUUGAGUAACAAAAACCCAUGACGAUAUCAGAGUUUCUUUGCCUGCCAAUAAAUACAUUUCGGUGGUUAUUGCUUGUAGUUUCUAAGUUGUUCACGCUUUAGACUGCUUGAUCACUUUUAAAUCAGAGUGUAAGCUGGAAAAGUCUGACCUAGUGCCAGUGCUAUACCGAUGUCAACGGAUCUAUUUAUAGUUCAUAUUGAAUAUUUGAUUUUAAGCCAGUGUCUUAAUUUGACAUAUCACAGUUUGAAUUCCAAUGAAAUUCUAGGCAAACAAGAUCCUCAAUGCAAUAAUCAGAUAUGAUUAUCUUUACUCGUCUAUCUUGUUGAUUGCACAUUUGGGUUGGUCUCUAUUGUUGUGGGUUCAGCUUUCAGUAGAUCUACCGCAUCCCAACCAGAUAAUAUUGAUUUAGUCAAGUGAUCAACAGAGAGGCAUUAUCACUUUAAAUUAUAUUGCUUCCGUUCGGUUCGCUACCUCGCUGUUAAAUUUAGACUUAUAAUGAGCGGCCCAGGCUCGUCGGUGGAGAAGAGGAUGAACGGCAUCCUGGUUUGUCAGGAGAGUUACGCCUGCGGUGGCUCCGACGAGGCCGCUUUCGAGUGCGACGAAUGCGGCAGCCUGCAGUGCACCCGCUGCGAGCUGGAGCUCCACCGUCAGGACCGCAUGAGGAACCACGAUAGGAUCCGAAUCGCACCUGGCCACGUACCGUACUGCGAUUCGUGCAAAGGGGACGGCGGGUUUCCAGGGAACGGGGGUCGGCUGAGAGCAGUGGUCCGGUGUCAGGGAUGUAAAACCAAUCUGUGUUUGGACUGUCAAAAACGAACUCACAGCGGUGUCAGUAAAAAGAAGCAUCCACUCACUGCGUACCCUCCCAUUAAACCUGCGGAGGAGAACUCCAGCACUGGAGACGAGCAGCUAGAUGCAUUGAAAGCUAAAUUAGAGAAAGUCUGCAGCUUUCUUCUAGUGGAUGAGAAUGAAGACAUGCAGGUGAAUGAUGAGGAGGAAUUUGUGAGGAAAUUAUGCUGCAGUCCGGAUGAGCUUUUGAAGGUCGUGUCCAUUUUCGGCAACACUGGAGAGGGCAAAUCCCACACUCUCAAUCACACUUUUUUCUUGGGCCGUGAAGUGUUCAAGACAUCCCCAACCCAGGAAUCUUGCACUGUUGGGGUGUGGGCAGCACUGGACCCUAUUCAUAAAGUGGUGGUUGUUGAUACAGAGGGACUCUUGGGGGCAGGAACCCACCAGGGACAGCGAACCCGCCUCCUCCUGAAGGUGCUUGCCGUGUCCGAUCUGGUCAUCUAUCGGACACAUGCUGACCGGCUACAUGAUGAUCUUUUUAAGUUUUUAGGUGAUGCAUCAGAUGCGUAUUUAAAGCAUUUUACUAAGGAGCUAAAAGCCACCACUGCCCGCUGUGGUUUGGACGUGCCCCUUUCCACUCUAGGUCCUGGUGUUAUAAUCUUCCAUGAGACCGUCCACACAAAAUUAUUAGGGUCAGAUAAACCAUCAGAAUCAGCUGAGCGGCUUCUUCAGGAACGUUUCAGAAAGCUGGGUCUCUUUCCUGAAGCAUUCAGCUCUAUUCAAUACCGGGGCACUCGUACCCACAACCCUCCCACUGACUUCAGUGGUCUGCUGCGUAGCAUUGAGCAGCAAUUAGACAACAACACUACACGAUCUCCACGAUCUGCUGGAGUCAUCUAUAAAGCCCUGCAAGCUUUAAGUGAAUGCUUUAGUGGAGAGAUUCCUGAUGAGCAUCUUGCAAGCAACUCUUUCUUCCCAGAUGAGUACUUUACCUGUUCCAGCAUCUGCCUCAGUUGUGGUUCUGGCUGCAAAAACAGCAUGAAUCACGUACGGGAGGGCGUUGCACAUGAGGCUAAACAUCGCUGCCGGUACUCCGCCCACUAUGAUAAUCGCAUCUACACCUGCAAGGCAUGUUAUGAGAGUGGCAAGGAGGUGAUUGUGGUUCCUAAGACAACGGCAUCCUCUGACUCACCUUGGUUUGGAUUGGCAAUAUAUGCUUGGUCCGGAUAUGUGAUUGAAUGUCCAAACUGCUCAGUGAUCUAUAGGAGUAGGCAAUACUGGUAUGGGAACCAGGACCCCGUUGAUACAGUGGUCCGGACUGAGAUACAGCACGUCUGGCCAGGGUCCGAUGGAUUCUUGAAGGACAACAACAACGCUGCUCAGAGGCUGCUGGAUGGUGUGAACUAUAUGGCUCAAUCUGUCUCGGAGCUAAGUGUCAAGCCUGCUAAAGCCGUCACUGCCUGGCUAACAGACCAGAUUGCUCCUGCUUACUGGAAGCCCAAUUCUCUCAUCCUUAAAUGUUAUAAAUGUGGAGAGGGAUUCCAGGAUAAUGACACAAAGCACCACUGUCGAGCCUGUGGAGAAGGUUUCUGUGAUGGUUGCGCCUCUAAGACACGGCCGGUUCCUGAGAGAGGUUGGGGCCUAGCACCAGUGCGAGUCUGUGAUUCCUGCUUUCAAAAUAGAGGGAUCCCUGAAGAACUGUUGGAUGCAGCACUGGAAGAGGAAGAAGGUGGCACUCUGAUUGCCAGGAAGGUGGGAGAAGCUGUUCAGAACACAUUAGGAGCAGUAGUCACUGCCAUAGACAUCCCUCUUGGCUUGGUAAAAGAUGCAGCCCGCCCAGCGUAUUGGGUCCCUGACCAAGACAUCCAUUGCUGCAACCAGUGCCAACGCGAGUUUAACGCCCGUCUUUCCAUUCAUCACUGCCGUGCAUGUGGACAAGGCAUAUGUAAUGACUGCUCCCCUGAUCGCCGGGCCGUGCCCUCCAGGGGUUGGGACCAUCCUGUGCGGGUGUGCAUCACCUGCAACCAGAAACCUGGAGACCUCUAGCAGAACUGAACAUCACUCCACAUGAUAAGACACCCCAUAUGUGGCCACAGUGUUUCAGUCCAGGUUGGAAGUGAAGCGCUGCUCUCGAAACAAUAAAACCUAUUGCUUGUAUAAAGCAAGAGGAACAUAUUUGCUUUUCGUCCCAUUCAGCACUGUCCAUUCACAUACAUGCUCCUCAGCUUUACAUAAGCUGUUUGCAGUUUAAGAAAUACAAUGGCCUAUUUUUUUUAUUUUAUUUUUUUUAAGUUCAAUUGAAAAUCCAUUGAAAAAAAAAAAGUGUCAGACUCUUGACAAUCAUUUGUUUAUCAUGCAAUAUGUUACUUGUGGGUAAAGGCAGCUAACUACAGGAUACAUUAGACAAGUGCACAAAUAUUAGUUUUAGCAUAUAAGCAUUGUUUACUGUCCUGUUGCGUUGCUCAGUUUGUUAGUCCUUGAAGAUAUUAUUUUACCCUGUCCAUUUGCUUUUUAAUUUUUAAAUGCAAUAUGUCCAUAUUGUUUUGCAUUCCUUUACCCUCAAAGGAAACCUAGAAUAGAUUCUACAUUAAUU
Messenger RNA from Myxocyprinus asiaticus (Chinese sucker), 3768 nucleotides. Its product is annotated as zinc finger FYVE domain-containing protein 1-like. NCBI's taxonomy places the organism in Eukaryota, Metazoa, Chordata, Actinopteri, Cypriniformes, Catostomidae. The record is from RefSeq and is a predicted model, not a curated record. Bases 882 to 3221 code for a protein of 779 amino acids. The transcript has 11 exons. Gene Ontology annotation, molecular function: zinc ion binding.